This is a messenger RNA of Colossoma macropomum (tambaqui), 1133 nucleotides long. It is a transcript of the gene irf1b, whose product is annotated as interferon regulatory factor 1b. Gene Ontology annotation, cellular component: nucleus. The transcript is spliced from 9 exons. The record is from RefSeq and is a predicted model, not a curated record. The coding region runs from base 116 to 1045 and encodes 309 amino acids. Gene Ontology annotation, molecular function: DNA-binding transcription factor activity, RNA polymerase II-specific; RNA polymerase II cis-regulatory region sequence-specific DNA binding. Lineage: Eukaryota; Metazoa; Chordata; Actinopteri; Characiformes; Serrasalmidae. Gene Ontology annotation, biological process: regulation of transcription by RNA polymerase II; immune system process.
CAGCUUACAGUCUCACUGCUGAGAGCAACUAAACCUAAACUCGAGUGGAAUUAAGCCGAGCUUUCCCGUUUCUGACUUUUUUGCGGAUAUCCUGACGCAAAGGAUACUCAGAACCAUGCCUGUGUCCAGAAUGCGCAUGCGACCUUGGCUGGAGGACAAGAUUGACUCCAACUCAAUCGCCGGACUCGUCUGGGUGGACAAGGAGCAGAAAAUGUUCUCCAUUCCGUGGAAGCACGCCGCGCGCCACGGAUGGGAGAUGGACAAAGACGCCUGUCUGUUCAAACAGUGGGCCAUCCAUACAGGCAAAUUCAAGCCAGGAGUGACCGAUCCUGACCCCAAAACCUGGAAGGCCAAUUUCCGUUGUGCCAUGAACUCCCUGCCAGACAUUGAAGAAGUGAAGGACAAAAGCAUCAACAAAGGCUGCGAGGCCGUGCGAGUGUACCGCAUGCUGCAGGUUGUGAAGAACAAAAGCAAGCGGUCACCAAGCACUGCAGAUGGCAGGAGGAAGAGAAAGGCGGCGAAGGUAAAGACAGAGAAAAUGGACGUGGAGGAGACAUCAACUGAAGGGCCAACUUACAAGCAGAAAGAGAUGAGGACUCAGGAGAACACAGUGGACAGCACUGAAAACUUGAACACAGCUACCUCCACUUAUGAUGUGCCUGACUGUUCUGGUUACGAAGUGGAAAUCGGCCCUGACAGCACAAACGACUUCACAAGCAGGUUCCAGGUUUCGCCCGCUCACUCAACAGACUACGAGGAGAAACAAGCCAUUGUUGAGAUUACACGGCAAUUGGAACUUGAUAGUUCGCAGUGGCUUCAAAGCAAUAGCAGCGGAAAGGGGUUCCUGUGCAAUGAAGUAGGCAUGACAGAAUCUUUCCACAGUCCAGAGAGCCAGUGGAGUGAUAACUCAGGAGAGGAGCUAGAGCUGCGGUUUUACACAGAACUAAGCUCGGGUUUGCCCAGUGAAGACAUGCUAAGCUACACAGACAUGUGGAACAGCAACCAGUACACCAACAGCUUCCCACAGAUCAGCUGCCUUCUCUGAGACGGCUGGACACUCAGUUUGAACAUUCUUCAUCUUACCUCAUGGUCUAGGUAUAAAAAAAAAAAAAGACAUUUUACCUUCCACCAAC